This is a messenger RNA of Salarias fasciatus (jewelled blenny), 2528 nucleotides long. It is a transcript of the gene znf668, whose product is annotated as zinc finger protein 668. Gene Ontology annotation, molecular function: DNA-binding transcription factor activity; RNA polymerase II cis-regulatory region sequence-specific DNA binding. NCBI's taxonomy places the organism in Eukaryota, Metazoa, Chordata, Actinopteri, Blenniiformes, Blenniidae. Gene Ontology annotation, biological process: regulation of transcription by RNA polymerase II. The coding region runs from base 130 to 2106 and encodes 658 amino acids. The transcript is spliced from 2 exons. The record is from RefSeq and is a predicted model, not a curated record.
CCCUGCAGCUCGCAGCCAGUCAACAGCAAUCACCGACUCUCAGGGAAAAAAAAAAAAAGAAAGAAAAAAAAAAACAGGCGCACCGAGGAUUUACCGAGCUCCCGUUAAUGUCCCCACUCUGACACGAACAUGGCCUCUCCUCAGCCUGGCAGUCCGCCUCUAGCAGAGCAGUACACCCCUGAUGCACCGGAUGAAGAGGGCCAGCAGGAGGAGGACGCCGCGGCGAGGGAACAGCCUGCGAAAAAACGUGGCAGAGGCCGGCCUCCUAAAGCCAAGCCCGUCUUCAAGUGCAGCACGUGCACGGAGUCUUUCAAAAGUCUGUCGGCGCUGCGGAGCCACAAGGUCUCUGCGCACGUGAAGGAGCGCCCGCAGCAGCACUCCUGCUCCGAGUGCAGCAAAACCUUCUCCAGUAAAGCUCAGCUCUCCAAGCACGAGCGCACGCACUCGGCCCAGCGGCCCUUUCAGUGCCCCGACUGUCACAAGGCCUAUAAGACCCCCACGGAGCUGCGCAACCACAGCCGCUCCCACACCGGCGAGAAGCCCUUUGUGUGCAUGGACUGCGGCAAGGCCUUCAUGCAGGCCAUCUGCCUGAGGAUCCACAUGACGCAGCACAGCGGCGAGCGGCCCUACUCCUGCCGCCAGUGCUCAAAGAGCUACCCCACCCUGUCCAAGCUGAAGGUGCACAUGCGCUCGCACACCGGAGAGAAGCCGUAUUUCUGUGCCGAGUGCGGCAAGAGCUUCGCCGAUCCGUCGGUGUUUCGAAAACACCGACGGAAUCACCAGGGUCACCGGCCGUACGCCUGCGACGAAUGCGGGAAGACGUACACGGAGCUGAAGGACUUGAAGAACCACGAGCGCUCGCACACCGGGGAGAAGCCCUAUCUGUGCUCGGACUGCGGCAAGGCCUUCUCGCGCUCCUCGUCGCUGGCCUGCCAUCAGCGCAUCCACUCCCAGAAUAAGCCGUAUCAGUGCGAGCAGUGUGGCAAAGGCUUCACUCAGCUGUCCUCCUACCAGUCUCAUCUCCGCACUCACUCCGGUGAGAAGCCCUUCCUCUGCCCGCAGUGCGGCAAGAUGUUUUCAGACCCGUCUAGUUUCCGCCGCCACCAGCGAGCCCACUUGGGCUUCAAACCGUAUCCCUGCGACAAGUGCUCCAAGCGGUUUCGGCAGCCGGCCGAUCUGGCCGUGCACGAGCGCGUUCACUCCGGGGAGAGGCCCUACAAAUGCCAGAGCUGCGACAAAGCCUUCGUGGCGUCCUGGGAUCUGCGGCGCCACAUGCUCGUUCACACAGGCCUCAGGCCCUUCUCGUGCACCGAGUGCGACAAAUCCUUCGCCGAGCGCUCGAGCCUCAACAAACACCGGCGCGUGCACUCCGGAGAGAGGCCUUUCAAGUGCGAGGAGUGCUUGAAGUCAUUCGUCGUGUCGUCAAGCCUACGCAAACAUGAAAGGACUCACCUAGCGGAGCAGUCUGAGCAGCAGCAGCAGCAGCAGCAGCAGGAGACGGAGACGGAGGCUGGAUCAGCCUCGGGCUUUACCGCCCACACAACCCUUCCUCAGUUCUCCUGUACUCACUGCGACGCUACUUUCGGUACCUGGGAUGAAGUUCAGGCCCACGAAAGCCUGCACUCCAUUGACUCGACCGCUUCCUCCGUCACCAAGGUCAUGCCGCUGGGUUCCCACGCCAGCGAGAGCUGCCCGGCGGAGUUCGCACAGCUGGCGGAGCUGCAGGAGCACGAGAAGCAGCACCCCAAGCCGCGGCCGCACGUCUGCGACAGCUGCGGCAAGGCCUUCCUCAACAAGUCGGGGCUGCGCAAGCACCAGAAGAUCCACUCCAGCAGCAAGCCGCACUGCUGCCCGCACUGCGGCAAGGCCUUCCUGUUCGCCGCCUACCUUCGCAAGCACUUACGGACUCACGCGGACGUCGCGCCGGCCGCCGCGCAAAUCACCGACAUAAACAUCCUCCACACGGACCCGCUGCCCUCCCCUCCCCCUCCCCCGCCCAGCGAGGCCCCGCCCCCCACGGUGGAACCCAGCACCAUAUCUCUGACGGUGCCGGUGACGGCUUUCCAGACGCUGCCAGAGUACUUAGUCAAGGAGGAAGUUCUUUAAGCCCUUUGUUUUUUACAUCUGUUUUCCCCUUUUAAUCAUAUUUCGCCAGUGGCCUUAAAUCUUUUUAGAUCAUUGGUCUGUUUUGUUGUUUUUUCCAAAUCACUUCCCCCAAAAAAUGGUCUUGCAUCAGUGUCAUGUAAAUUAUGAAUCGGUGUCAUUGUUUUGUAUUGUUACUUGUCUUGCUCAUAUUAUAUUAUGCUGUACAUGUUGUCUCAUGAUUUGUGUCUUAUCUGUUGUAAUCACUCAUAAAUUGUGCUGCAAGAUAUAAAAUAACCACUGUAAAUCAAUAAAAUGAACUGUUGUGAUUAAAACUAAAUGUUUUUAAAAUUCAGCUCGUCUCUGUUGAAUUUACAUUCCAUUGUAACAUGUUUCUCUCAUAUAAUUUGUUGUUUUUAACUGUUUUAUACUAAUAAAAUGUGUUC